Acipenser ruthenus (sterlet) is the source of this 2374-nucleotide messenger RNA. RefSeq names its product prolyl 3-hydroxylase 3 (gene p3h3). Bases 86 to 2347 code for a protein of 753 amino acids. Gene Ontology annotation, biological process: collagen metabolic process. Lineage: Eukaryota; Metazoa; Chordata; Actinopteri; Acipenseriformes; Acipenseridae. Gene Ontology annotation, cellular component: endoplasmic reticulum. The record is from RefSeq and is a predicted model, not a curated record. The transcript has 15 exons. Gene Ontology annotation, molecular function: L-ascorbic acid binding; iron ion binding; procollagen-proline 3-dioxygenase activity.
CGCUCCCCCUUCUCUCCUCCUCCCCCUCCCCGUCUCUCUCGCUCCCUCCUCUCCUGCUCCUGCUUGCCCAGCGCAGUUGUGAACCAUGGCGGCGACUCUUGAUAACGUGGCACCUCUCUCGCGUUGCCUCCCUCUCUCUCCCUUUAGUUUUAUUUUCAUCCUCUGUCUCCUGUCCUCCCUUACUCUCAAUUAUUCUUUUUCCUCUCCUGACUCUUUACAAAACACCGGUAACUCCGCGAACGGGCAAGCCGGUUUACUGCCUCCCUACGACGGCUUGUACCUGGCGGGUGUCCGCGCCUACUUCGCGGAGGAGUGGGAGAAAGCGGUGGAGUAUUUGGAGCGCUCGCUGCAGACCCGAGCCGCGCUGGACCGGGUGAAGCGAAGCUGCCUCGCCGGGUGUGCGCUGGACGGGUUCGGCUCCGAGGCUGCGGCGGGGGGCGACAGUUUAUCGGAUCUGAAGUUUUUUUGGACUGUGCUGAGACGAGCCGAGUGUCUCCUGUUCUGUGAACGGAACCAACUCGAACCUACGGCGCGGUCCGCAGUGUCAGAGGACGUGCUGGCGGAUUUUGAGAGUCGGAACCCCUAUAACUAUCUGCAGGUCGCGUAUUACAAGUUGAAGAAGGUUGAGAAGGCAGUAUCAGCAGCGCACACGUUCUUUGUGUCGAACCCAAAUCACCUGGAGAUGAAGCUGAACUUGCGGAACUACAGGAAGAUGAAGGGAGUGAAAGAGGAGAGCUUCACUGACCUGGAGAGCAAAGCACACUGGUUCCAGUUUGAUGCUGCUUUGUUGUCAGAAGGACAGGGUGAUUUCCUGGCUGCGGCAGAGCACUGGGAGGAGUGUGUGAGAGAGACACUGACUGCAAUAAACGAGUGCAGAGCGCUGUGUGAGGGGCCAUACCGUUACCAUGGAGAGGAGAGUCACCUGACCGACAAGAGAGACCUCUACCAGAGCACUGCAGACCAUUUUUUGCAGGUGCUCUCCUGCCGUCAGUCCUGUGUCUCUCAGGUGGCGACUCGCCCCGGACGUAUUUCCGCAGUCGAGGAUUUCCUGCCCUCCAUAUUUGAGCACCUACACUUCACCUAUUACAAGGCUGGCAGGAUUGACAAGGCUCUCGAGAGUGUGAGAACCUUCCUGCUCUUCUACCCUGCGGAUGAGCCCAUGCUGGAGAACCUGCAGUACUACCUCCAGACUGCGGGGGGUGCUGCGGGACAGGCUGUCACUGCAAGAGAGGAAAUCUCAGCUUUUGUGAACCAGUCCCUCGGAGAAAAAAAAUUACUUUACUUUGGAGUCAAAAACCUUGGAAUUACAUUCAACGAUCCAGAUUUGUGGACCCCGGAAUCUGUCAUCCCAGAAUCAAUAUUGGAAGAGUGGAGAUCUGAGAAGGAUAAGCGAAGAAGCGAGAAAGGAGAAGAGAACAAGGGGGAUCAGGCUGACUUCAUUGAAGGUGGCGCUCUCCCUCUCCCUGGUGUUUCAGUCUCUCAGGACUCUCUCUCUCUGAAUGGGUCCCUCCGCUCGGUUCUGGAUGGGGUUUUGAACCCAGAAGAGUGCGGUGCCAUCCUGAGGCUGGCCAAGGCCGCAGCAGCGUCAGGUGACGGCUACCGGGGGCGACGGUCUCCCCAUACCCCGCACGAGAAAUUUGAUGGUCUGACCGUGUUGAGAGCGCUCAGGCUGUCUCAGGAGGGCUUUGUCAGCCAGUUAGACGCCCGCUUGUUCUUUGAUGCUGGUGAACGUGCUCGGCUCCUCCUCCAAUCAUAUUUCAACAGCCCCUCCCCCCUGUACUUCUCCUUCACUCACCUGGUGUGCAGAGCGGCCGUGCCAGGGGAGCAGGAGGGCAGGGUUGAUCUCUCUCACCCAGUCCAUGCUGAUAACUGCCUCCUUGAACCCGAGACCAGGCAGUGCUGGAGAGAACCACCAGCCUACAUACACCGGGACCUCAGUGCGAUCCUGUAUCUUAAUGAAGAUUUCGAAGGAGGAAAUUUCUUCUUCAGUGACCUGGAUGGCAAAACGGUCACAGCGGAGGUCUCUCCUCGCUGUGGGCGUCUCCUUGGCUUCACCUCGGGCUCGGACAAUCCUCAUGGGGUGCGAGCCGUCACCAGGGGGCAGCGCUGCGCUCUCGCUCUGUGGUUCACUCUGCAGGAGACACAGGCCGACCAGGAGCGGAAGGAAGCUGAGUCAAUUUGGACAGAGAUUCUGGAGGAAGAUGGAAGAAGUGUGGGAGAGGAGGGGAAGGAGGAGAGGGUGGCAGAGAGCAAUGACCCCAUCCCGCAGCCCCCCCGCUCUGGGAGACUGAGAGAGGGAGCGAGAGAAAGGAGGAGGGAGAGAGUAGGGUGGAGAGAUGAGCUGUGAGAGGGUGAGGGAGAGAGGGAGGAGGAG